This is a messenger RNA of Populus nigra (black poplar), 899 nucleotides long. Its product is annotated as lysine-rich arabinogalactan protein 19. Bases 36 to 758 code for a protein of 240 amino acids. Lineage: Eukaryota; Viridiplantae; Streptophyta; Magnoliopsida; Malpighiales; Salicaceae. Gene Ontology annotation, cellular component: plasma membrane. The record is from RefSeq and is a predicted model, not a curated record. The transcript is spliced from 2 exons.
UGUUACGUCUUCCUGUUGGUUCUCAUCACAACUAAAUGGCUUCGGUGCAUUGGGCUCUCAUCUUGGCAUGUCUGAGUUUCCCACUAGCUAUUACUGAUGCCCAAACACCAGCUGCUUCGCCAUCAACACCUACAACCACCACACCUCCACCCACAACCACACCAACCACUCCAACACAAUCACCAGCAAGUGCAGUGACACCCCCACCUGCAACCACUCCUAUAUCAUCACCAUCUCCUAAAGUCGCACCAGCUACCACCCCAGUAGUUCCACCACCACAAAGUUCUCCAGCUGCCACUCCAAUACCACCACCAGCACUGCCACCGCCACCAGCUACACCGCCACCACAAGUGUCUCCAGCACCAGCUCCAGCAACACCACCACCAGCACCAGCUCCAGCUAAGGAAGUACCUGCACCCGCACCAGCAACACCACCACCGGCACCUGUGCCAGCACCAGCUAUUCCACCACCAGCCCCCUCACCAUCAUUAGUGCCUUCCCCAGCACCAGCUCCUGGAAAACACAAGAAGAAAAGAAAACACAAGCACAAGCAUCAUCAUCAUGCACCAGCUCCUGCACCAAACCCCCCCAGCCCCCCAGCCCCACCUACAGUGACAACAGCAUCUGAGGACACAGCUCCUGCACCAUCCCCAAAUGGAGGAAAUACAUUGUAUCACCAGGAAGGAAGGGCAAGAAUGUGGGCAAGGACAGUGUUAGCAUUUGCCUCUCUGCUGGUUGUUACAGGCUACAGUUUCUAGAAACCUUACCAAGCCAUGAAAUUAUUUUUAUAAUGAAAAGAGAGAUUAUUUUAUAUGUACAAAAUAAGAUUGGUAUGGAAUUCAUAUUAUAGGAAUUAAAAUGUAAAAGGCAAGCCAAGAAAUUGUCAACAUUUUUGUACA